AUGAGAGAUGGUCACGGGUGUUUCAAAGGAUACCUGCACCGUUUCGGCCAUGCAUCAGACCCUUACUGCGCCCACUGCGAGCCGCAGGUGGUGGAAGAUGCAGAGCACGUCUUUUUGCACUGCGGACGCUUCGUGGGUGAUAGAGAAGAACUAGAAGUCCGCCUUGAGGGGCGUGUCGAGACGGAGUCCGUAGUCGAGCAUAUGAUAAGCUCGAAGGAGAAAUGGGUGGCGGUGAACACGAUGGCAGUGGCAGUAAUGAAGCAGCUAAGAAGAGAAGAGAGAUCACGAAUCCCAGCCAACUCAGAAGAGGGCCGAUAA
Messenger RNA from Drosophila nasuta, 318 nucleotides. RefSeq lists its product as uncharacterized. The transcript has a single exon. The coding region runs from base 1 to 318 and encodes 105 amino acids. Lineage: Eukaryota; Metazoa; Arthropoda; Insecta; Diptera; Drosophilidae. The record is from RefSeq and is a predicted model, not a curated record.